This is a messenger RNA of Nymphaea colorata (pocket water lily), 1513 nucleotides long. RefSeq names its product auxin-induced protein 5NG4-like. Gene Ontology annotation, molecular function: transmembrane transporter activity. The transcript has 8 exons. The record is from RefSeq and is a predicted model, not a curated record. Gene Ontology annotation, cellular component: plasma membrane. The coding region runs from base 73 to 1179 and encodes 368 amino acids. Lineage: Eukaryota; Viridiplantae; Streptophyta; Magnoliopsida; Nymphaeales; Nymphaeaceae.
GAUUAUUCGUUACGGAGAACACAGUUGGAGGCUUAGGAUUAAAUUUAAGAAGCAUCUUUCUGGAAGAGAAAGAUGGCAAAGGCUGUAGCUGACAGGAGCAACUUGUUGCCUGAGAGGACGAAGCUUCAUGCAGCAAUGCUUGUUCUUCAGUUCGUCUAUGCUGCGUUUCAUAUAGUAUCAAGGGAAGCACUCAAUAUGGGUGUAAGCAAGGUGGUCUUCCCAGUCUAUAGGAACACGAUUGCGCUCUCUCUGUUGGCCCCUUUUGCGUAUUUUCUGGAGAAGGAGAAAAGACCGCCAAUUACGUUUUCAUUAUUAAUUGAGCUUUUCCUUCUUGCUUUGUGUGGGAUCACUGCUAACCAAGGGUGUUACUUGUUGGGAUUGUAUUACGCCUCUCCUACUUUUGCAUCUGCGAUGCAAAAUUCAGUACCUGCAAUCACUUUUGCAUUGGCUGCUUCUCUCAAGCUAGAAAAAGUAAACAUUUUGCGGAGAGAUGGAGUAGCCAAGGUGGUGGGAACCAUUGCAUGUGUUGGAGGUGCAACCAUAAUAACUCUAUACAAAGGUCCUCCUCUGUUGCACAUGGCUUCCUCAGGCCUCGCAAGCAACUCUGUAGAUGCGGGAUCUUUUGCUUCAGAAAGCAAAGGGAACUGGACUAUGGGAUGCAUUUAUCUCUUUGGCAAUUGCCUUGCUUGGUCUGGUUGGAUUGUGCUUCAGGCACCUGUUCUUAGGAAGUAUCCUGCAAGGCUGACAGUCACCUCCUUCACCUGCUUCUUUGGGGUCAUCCAAUUUUUGAUCAUAGCAAGCUUUAUAGAGAGAGAUGUGGAGCACUGGAAGAUACAAUCUGGAGAAGAACUCUUUACCAUCCUCUAUGCUGGCUUUGUGGCUUCUGGCAUUGGAUUUUCUAUUCAAACAUGGUGCAUUGAUAAGGGAGGGCCAGUUUUCGUUGCCGUCUAUCAACCUGUACAGACAGUUGCUGUGGCCUUCAUGGCAACCAUCAUCCUUGGCGACCAACUCUACUCUGGCGGAAUCGUUGGGGCAAUAUUGAUUGUGGCGGGACUAUACUCUGUUCUCUGGGGAAAGAACAAAGAAAGAAAAAUUGAAGUAAACCAAGAGGAGAAUGCUUGCAGGAAGCCUCUGCUAGCAGAAGAUAGAGCACCCUUGGACCCAUGUGAACUGCCAUAGGAAGGCGUCCACCAAUUCCCUCUCUCUCCCUCUCAUUGUAUUAUAUUAUUAUCAGCUUAAGCUUUUUGGAAUUUUAUGUGGGUUGACACAAGUAGAGGUCAGUGGACUUUUGCUGAUUAAUGAGAUUGGCGGAAGGCUUCAUGAAGAAGAAGACAAAUUUGGUUAAAAUAAUGAAUGCAGUUGGAUGACCUCCUGUCCUGUGUUGUCUCCAUAACUUAAGAAUUUGUAACUGUUCCAAUAUUAUGCAGCACCUGCAAUGAAGAUGCACAUGCCAUGUUCACAACAGUACUAUAUAAAGCACUUUGUUUUUUAAGAAAUAAUUAAUUCAGAUUCA